Triticum aestivum (bread wheat) is the source of this 863-nucleotide messenger RNA. RefSeq lists its product as uncharacterized. The record is from RefSeq and is a predicted model, not a curated record. The coding region runs from base 129 to 641 and encodes 170 amino acids. The transcript has a single exon. Lineage: Eukaryota; Viridiplantae; Streptophyta; Magnoliopsida; Poales; Poaceae.
CACGAUUCUCUUCUCCCCAGUCCAGUCUCCGGUGCCAGAUCGUGCGUGCGUGCGCGCGUGCGUGCAUAUAAGCCGCGGCCACUCCGUUCCCCGGCUCGUAAGCUAAGCUAGCACAGUACUGUGGCGACAUGGCAAGGCUCCUCCUCCUCGCCGCCGACCACGCCGCCGGAGCGCCGGGGGCGGCGAGUCUCGUCCUCGUCCUCGUCGUGGUGCUCGUCGUCGCGGCGGUCGUCGUGUCGCUCUGCACCAGCAGCACGCACGCGAAGCUGUGGGGGCGGCAGCGCGGGUCCUCCUCGUCCGCGCCGUUGCCGAAAUCGGACAGCAGCGUCGGCGCGAGCAACCGGAGGCGCCUGCUGUCGGCCACGCUGAGCGGGAUCGGCGGUAAGGCGGCCAGGAUGGUGUCGUGGAACAGGCGCUCUCCGGCGCCGGGCGGCAGCAGCGACGACGAGGAGGCGGUGGCCGAUCUGGGGCUGGACGACGACGACGAGGCCGUGUGGCGGAAGGCCAUCAUCAUGGGGGACAAGUGCCGGCCGCUCCAGUUCUCCGGGCACAUCGCCUUCGACUCCGACGGCAACCAGCUGCCCCCGCCGCCGCCGGCGGCAAUCAAGAAAGCCGGCCCCGACGUCCACGCCGAGAAUUAAAAUUAACAUCUCGAGUUCUCGAUCACCCGUGGACGGACGUUCGCGUCAACUAAUCAAGUCAACCGAGUCGCGGUUUCUUCUUCUCGAUUUUUGGUGUACUCGUAUGCACGUACGUGAGUGAGUUGUACAUAAAGUGUGUCAUGUGCCCUUCAUUUUGGAACAAAGUUUACGUGGCUGUGCAAAUAAUAUAAACACGAGCCGAUAAGAGGCUGUCGUUCGUCA